Molecule: messenger RNA, 2840 nt
Organism: Aspergillus brunneoviolaceus CBS 621.78
Lineage: Eukaryota; Fungi; Ascomycota; Eurotiomycetes; Eurotiales; Aspergillaceae
Exons: 7
Coding region: 336-2840 (834 amino acids)
Cellular component (GO): membrane
Source: RefSeq, a predicted model, not a curated record
GGCAGACGAUGUCAUGUCAUUCGCAAUUGCUUGAAUUGAAUACUGGCUACGUACGAUGACGUUCGAGUCGAUGUGCUGUGUAAGGGAAAUAGACUCAUUGAGGGUCUGAAACAUACCUAUAUAACCCCCGAGUCCGCUUCACCUUUACUUCCCUCCAUCGUUCCUUCUGUCUGCAGGAUAAUUCGCUUACCACUCACUUCCUCUAUCUUCCUCUACUCUAAUCUUACAGUCACUGUACUGUUCAAGUCAACAAGCCUGCGUUUUCGCCCGCGCUAAUCUCGACCUGCAGCACACUCUACCUCACACUACUGUAACCGAGUUACCAGGGACUCAUCAUGCCCGUCAUCUCACGUCUCAUUUCCAUCGUCUUCCGUGUGGUGGAAGUCAUUUGCGCUGCAGUGGUUGCCGGUAUCAUCGGACACUACCUGCACCAGUAUGAUGGCGAUGCCUGGCCGGUCGCCAGGUGGAUCUAUACCGAAGUCAUAGCCGGCUUGUCGAUACUGCUGGGCCUGAUAUGGCUGAUCCCGUUCUCAUCGGGCUUCUUCUCGUGGCCGUUCGAUGUCAUCAUCUCUUUCGCCUGGUUCGCUGCGUUCGGAAUAUUGGUCGAUGCGAUCCACAAGCUGAACUGUGGAUCUAUCUGGUAUUGGGGCGGCAUCAUCCACAACAACUCGUGUGGCCGGUGGAAGGCGGCCGAAGCGUUUAGUUUCAUCUCUGCCAUCGUAUGGCUGGCCUCGGCGCUCCUGGGCAUCUGGUUUACCUUCCGUGUCCGCGACUCGUCUGCUCCCCGACAUUCGCGAUCGUCCUCAUUUGAGAAAGGCUCGCAGGACUAUCGUUUGACGGUGCUGGAGCCUGAGCAUCAUGACGACUCCGACAGCAGCCAGCUGGUUGUGAUUGGGCGGGAAAGCUCCGAUCUGCGGCCCGAUGCCGCCACGAGGGAGCCUCUGCUACCAACUUCAUCACCGAUUCCAAGUCAGAAUCGUCAUCAAGAGCUCGGGAAAUCCUCAUGCUCCUUAUCUGGCAUUCGUACCUGGAUCAAAGGUCCAGUCCCGCCAGUCGAGUACAAAAUUACCCCAUGGCUAGCCCGCUGGCAGACGGCCCCGAGCCGUUACAUUGAGCGUCUCCUUCCGAGCACCCGCGCCAGAGUCUCGCUUCUGGUGGCUGGUAUCGCCCUGUGGGGAGUGGUGUUUUUGACCAUCCUGCACUAUUCGAUUACUGGGCAAGAGAUUCCUGGAUAUGGAACUCCAGUCAAGCUAUCAUGUCAUGCACGACUAUGGUAUAAUUCCACAGAGUGUGGUCUCGACGGAGAGGCCUGCCGUCCGUUCGAUAACGGUGGCUUUGCCUUUCGCUGCCCCGCUAGCUGUGCGGAUGCGAUUCUGCUCGAACCGUAUGUUGUCGGGCCUGCAGAGUACAACUAUCGUCCGCUAGUCAUCGGAGGAUCCCUCCAGGACAAUUCCACUGCAGACAUAUCAGCUAGCUUUGGAAACAUAGGCAUCUACCGCGGCGACUCGGCCAUCUGCCCUGCGGCACUUCACGCCGGCCUAAUCAACAGCCAAACCGGCGGCUGCGGCGUGCUCCGCCGCACAGGCGAGCAUAACGACUACCCAUCCGUCUCCAAGAACGGGGUCACGAGCAUCGGCUUCGCAUCCUCCUUCCCGCUCUCCUUCACCUUCAACACCGACUCAUCCGAAAGAACCAGCUGUCGUGACCAGCGCUGGCCGCUCUUCGCCUUCUCGCUCAUCACCACCACCCUCCUCUCCCUCUGCACCACCUCCUCCGCGGGCUUCUUCUCCUCCGUCUACUUCAUCGUCUACUUCCAAGUCGCCCUCUCCUCGGACCCCCCGUACUCCCCCGACUACCUGGAGAUCGUCUCCACAGCCCUGGGCCGCUUCCUCCCGUGCGCCAUCGUCGGCUGGGCGAUCUACCACUUCGCCGUGCGGCGCACACUGGCCCACAACCUCCCCGCGCGCUGGGAUCAGACCGUCCUCUGGCUGGGCCCCUGCUGGGUCGGCGCCCUCAACACCGACACCUUUGACAAGAUCCCGAUCUCGCGCCUCACGCCGCACGACCUGCAGCAGCAGCCCGGCGCCAUCCCCGCGCUGCUCAUCAUCGUCGCCUGCCUGGUGCUCAUCGUCCUCACCCAGGCCCUGGCCUUCCGGAAUGAAGGCCGCCUCCCGCAGAUGCUGACCGUGUAUGGUGUCUUCGUCGCCGGCAUCGCCUUGCUCCUCUCCGUGCCCCACAUGAACCUCCGCAUCCACCACUACAUCCUCAGCCUCCUGUUCCUGCCGGGCACCACCCUGCAGACCCGCCCCUGUCUCGUGUACCAGGGCCUGCUGGUGGGGCUGUUCACCGGCGCGGCGCUGCUCGAGGGCGCCCAGCUGGGCAGUGUGCUGCCCGUCGUCGGGACGCCGGUUGUGCUGGGCGUCAGCCACAUAGCUUUCGCUGUCGGCAGGGACGCGCUGAUGAACGGCACCCGCGGGCCGUCGGCGGGAGAUGGGGUGAGUGUUUUGGUCAACGAUGUCGAGCGGUACAGAGGCUUUUGGUCGGAUUUGGUUCCCGGUGCCGGUGAUGUUGAUGUUGAUGCUGGUGGUGGUAAUGCUACGGUCGCUGCUGCUGCUGCUACUGCUGCUGGGGAGGGAUUGUUCAAUUGGACGAGGCAGACAGACGGCGAGGAUGAGUAUUUCCGAUUCGCGUUUGUGCGCCUGAAUGCCUUGGGUGGGUUCUGGUAUGAGGAUUUCACGAAGCCUGGGAUCUGGACGAGGGAGGGGGACUGGGUGGGGUGGGGGGAGGUUGAGAAAGAUACGGAUGGUGAUGGUGCAGGUGAUAAUGGUGGGGAGAGGUGA